GCUUAUGGCUUGACAUAAAAUAAACUGUUAAAAAAUGGGCGUUGGAGAGUUAUGGGUAAAGCAGUCGUGUUGGUGAUGGGGUUCGGCGUUCUGGGCCCACGAUUUUACUCAUUAGUGAAGGGUGCAUACCCCUGCAGCUAGCUAGCUCCCGCGAACGACAUGGGAGGCCAGGCUGCGGUGAACUCCAGUUUCUCAGCCGCCCAGCACUUUGGAUCAAGCAGUGCUACAUAAGACAAGCAACAAUCCUUUCUUUGCGCUUGAUUACUAUGCUUUUUUUUGAGUUUGAUAUCCAAGGCGAGGCUUUGGCAUCUUGCCCAAUUCAUCCAUCCCUUUGGACUCCUGCAACUUGGACGACUUUCCUUCCAGUCUGUUGAGCCGCUGCCCGAUCACCGGCAGCUCUUUUCAAAGAUGGCGAACUCUUCACUAGGCCAGUUCGACACAACGUUGGACUACGUAGUCGAGCAAUACCCAAGAUUGCAGGACAUGGACUUCAGCAAAAACUGCACGAUAUUUGGUGAAUGGCUAACCGCAUAUACCACCACAUACCGAAGAGACAAGAAGUCAGUUUUGGGGCCUCUCCUGCUACUGACCCCUGAUUUUGUCAAAAUGGCCCUGCCCGAUGGCUUUGAUUCCCCCUAUGCAAGCCUCCCUCAGACUAAAGAGGUUCUGUUGGCUUAUUAUGCCGACCUGAAUUCAUGGUACUUGGCAAAAUUCCUAGGCUACAAUGAAGCAAACGUCACCAAGGCCGAAGAAGAUCUUCUUGUCAAGAUACUUUAUGACCCUAUGGACAAGUGCAAAGUGGAGUUUUGCCAAGCCAUCGGUUUCAUUGGCAACGCCGACAUGACAGGCAUAGGGGUCAUGAUUUCAUACUAUAUCGGCGCGGGCUUGGCAACUGCCUACUUGAUAGCAUUCACAAUCGAGAGGUACAAGCAAGCGAAGAGGCAACAUGCCUCACGACAAGGCAUUCCUAUGCGGGCCGCCACCUUUGGCCACAAGGCUUCCAAGCGAGUGCUUGAGGCGUUUCACGGUAGCUUCUUUGGAUACAUUACAGCUUCCAUGAUGCUUUGCGUGUCGAUGCUCGUCGCCGGAAUUUAUAUUGCGAUUGACAAGAUCAACCAGAACAUUGACGAUAGAGACUCGGUUUUCGGUACUGCCAGCAGGUACGACAUGUCAUUGUCAAUGGCCAGCUGCGUGUUCAUUAUCUUUCCCAUCUUGGUAGGAUACUGCUUCAUGCGAGCCCCCGAGCAGGGCCAGGGGGCUAAGCAUAAAAAAUGGCUUCGAAGGGCCGUGCUUUUCCUUGUCUGGGCUUUAAUCACGGUCGAAGUCUUCCUUUCUCCCAGAGGUGAGAGCGACUAUGACUCGCGCAAAGUCGACACCAGCACCAUGACGCAAGUGCAACGCAGAGACUACGAUGCCGAAUACUUGUGUGAUCAACGCGGUGGGCAUAUCUACUGGAACAUUGUGAAGGCACUUCAAAUUAUGGUGAUUGGGCUACCAUUAAUAUGGCUCGUCGCCACCGUGUUUGUUUUCAAGGGCUUCGCCAUUCCGCGCCUCCGAGACAGUCCAACCCUGCAAAGACUCAGGAAGACGUGGCACCUGAUUCCUGCCUAUGCGGCUUUGGUGCUUAUGUGGGCGUCACUUUUCUUUCUCCAAUGGUACCGGCAAAAGAUUAGAAACAACUCGGGAAAGCUGGGCGAAGAGUCCCAAUGGGGCUUUGGUCAAAUCCUCGCCCUCUUCCUCUGGGCGCCGACCAUUGUCGAGUUUGUCUACAUUCUCAUCUGGGGCCUAGAGGACAGCCUUCAGAGCCAUAUGCCACCAAACCACCAACUCACGGUCGAACGAAAGUCCAACAACGUCCAGCCCGGAAACAUGGACUUCCAACAUGGCGAUGAGAUCACAGCAAACAACGACCAGCCUGAUUUCGAAGCCGGGGGCUACAAGAAGGUACCCGUGAUCAGCUCGAUAGCCACGACCGGGUACGACACGGCUUACUCGAGCCCCAUGCCGACGCCUCUGGCAAACCCGGUUCAGCAAGUCGCGAUCGCGGACGGGUUCUACGCUCAAGACAUGAGUGGCAACUGGGUGCUGGUCAGCAAGGACCAGGCUGCGAUGAUGCCCGGGUGCAUGCAUGUUGUUAAUGGGAAGGUUGUUCCUUCGGGGACCAGCAUGGGGCGCAUGUAGGUGCCCUGGUUGGUCGAGGAUGCAUUUGAUUCUUUGAUGUUUAGCGUGUAGCGGACUUGCCACUGUUUUCGGUUACUUUGGACAGGUUGAUGGUUCAUGGCGGGAUUUGCCCUUUAUACCCUGGUUGUUUAUUUGCCUGUUGUCUUGCCAGAAACGAUCUUCUUUAUGAAUCUACCAUAUUUUAAUGCUGAUGCUUUGCCACCGGUUACUUUAACUCACGCUUGUCGUUGUUUCACCCAUAUUUUACCCCCUUUCGAGAUCUGUAUUUCAUUUGCCAUAUGUCGA
Molecule: messenger RNA, 2466 nt
Organism: Pyricularia grisea
Lineage: Eukaryota; Fungi; Ascomycota; Sordariomycetes; Magnaporthales; Pyriculariaceae
Exons: 7
Coding region: 409-2181 (590 amino acids)
Source: RefSeq, a predicted model, not a curated record